Molecule: messenger RNA, 825 nt
Organism: Penaeus chinensis
Lineage: Eukaryota; Metazoa; Arthropoda; Malacostraca; Decapoda; Penaeidae
Product: wiskott-Aldrich syndrome protein homolog 1-like
Exons: 6
Coding region: 1-825 (274 amino acids)
Source: RefSeq, a predicted model, not a curated record
AUGACCCCUCGCGCCGAGGGACGUUCAAGACGACAACCCCGGCCGACGACCAAGAGAUCAAGAGACUCCAACUCCCCGGGAGCGGAGACAGCACGCCACAGCGCCUCUCCUGCCGAGCCGAGGAGACCUGCCCUCAAGACCUCCCAUCAAAGAGCCCUUCUUCGGGACUGCACUCCUAGCCCCGAGGAGGAUUGGGAACUCCCAACUCCCAGGGAUCGAGGAGUGACUGCUUGCUACUCUCCCUUCCGCUGCCGCCCGGCCCCCGCGCGCCACACACUCCACAAUACCUCUUUAAGCCCGCCCCCGCCCCCCCCUUACAACCUGGGCACUCAGGUCAUAGAGGUAAGCGCCAUCACUGCAGCCUGCAACCAGCGUCCCUUCCGGCAUGGUGUCUACGGCGAGCGUUUCGGUAGCACACCGGAGACGGCAAGAGAGACAGGAGACAGUCCGACGGCCGGAGAGCAGCGGUAUAAAUACCAGCCAAGCCAGCACCCAACAGCCGAGGGCCGCACAACAGCAUCCUCGCCGCCACCCAAGCCAGGCAUCCCGGGUGCCACCAGUCGUCAACGCAGAGGAGCCAUGUCACCGAGCGGAACCACAUGCAGAACCAGCAGCGACCCACAAAAAGUCGGUCCCCAGCUGAGUCCCGCGAGGGCCGCCCACUGGCCCGCCCCGCGUGGACGGGACACGUUGACGCCGGUUCUGACGCCGCCGGCCUGCGCUCGCGCCCACGAGGCUCUGCGUAAUGCGGCUCGUUCGUUGCCCGGCACCAGCCGCAACUACGACGGAGGCGGCGACGCGGCAACGGAUGCGUAUCGGGGUUAG